Drosophila subobscura is the source of this 1205-nucleotide messenger RNA. RefSeq lists its product as uncharacterized. Lineage: Eukaryota; Metazoa; Arthropoda; Insecta; Diptera; Drosophilidae. The record is from RefSeq and is a predicted model, not a curated record. The transcript has a single exon. The coding region runs from base 50 to 1111 and encodes 353 amino acids.
ACACUCGUUUUUGUUUUUGUGUAUAAUUGUGGAUCUGCGAGCGGGCCAGAUGGAAGAGCGACGCUUGGACCGUGCACGACGUGACUCUGCCAAGAGCGCGGCCGCACCCACGCUGCCCUCGUCGCUGGACAAAAGCUUCAACAUACGCCUGGCGGAACUGUACGGGCAGCAUGAGUGCCUGUGGAACACCACGCUGGCCGAGUACCACAACGUGCAGCUGAAGAUGCAGGCCUGGGAGGCCAUCGCCAGUAUGCUGGGCAGCCAUCUGACUGCCGGUUUCGUGCGCAACCGGAUCAGCGCCUUGCGGCAUCAGCUGAAUGUGUACAAGCUGCAGAUGAUCGAGUACAAGAUGUGUCCCGGCGAGGGCACGGAGCCCGAGAAGCCAUACCACCUGGAGGCGUUCGCCUAUCUGGACACGAUACGCACGCCGCCAGAGAAGGAGGAGAGUCCCGUGCCGGCGGGCAAGCGGGAGCGUACGCUGCGGACGCAGAAGAGUCCGGACGCGCAGCCAGAGCCGGAACCUGACUUCACCCAAAUUAGGUACACCAAUGACUGGAGCAUCACGAAAAUGGUGAGGCAGCGCUUGGCGGGCACUCAGCCGCACCAACAGCCAAUCAACUGGUCGCGGCUGAGCAACAGUGCGUACAGCUUCAGCGACAGCAUGCAGGUCUUCCUCGAUCCCCAGACAGCCACGCCUCCCCAUCUGAGAGCACGGCCGGGCGCAUCCGCCUCGUCCGAAACUGUAUCCUCCAUACCUGGAUUCGAGCGCGAGCAAGAACGUGAGCGUGAGCGUAAGCGAGAGCGAGAGCGUGAGCGAGAACGUGCACGCAAGCGAGAGCAAGAGCGCGAGCAAGAGCACGAGCAAGAGCGCGAGCAAGAGCGCGUGCGAGCCCGCUCCAAAGAGAAACCAUCGACAGCGAUGCCACGUAAAGUGGAGCGGCGCGAGAGAGAGUCGGAGGAUAUGGAGUUGUUCCGCCUGCAGUGGGCCGUUCGCCAGCAGAUGCCCUCGCGUCGACCCUCUCGCCCGAACGCGCCUCCAAAGCCGGCACUGCCCAUGCCCACGAUAGCCGCGCACCACCACAAAACCAUUACGAAGCCAAAACAAUUAUAACACCAACAAAAAGACACAACCCCCACACAUAUACACAACAUAGCGCCAACAUAAACGUCACGAGUAGUGUGCAUCAGGCAAGCGAAACCGCAAU